Molecule: messenger RNA, 1113 nt
Organism: Lathyrus oleraceus (garden pea)
Lineage: Eukaryota; Viridiplantae; Streptophyta; Magnoliopsida; Fabales; Fabaceae
Exons: 5
Coding region: 1-1113 (370 amino acids)
Biological process (GO): telomere maintenance; DNA repair
Molecular function (GO): DNA helicase activity
Source: RefSeq, a predicted model, not a curated record
AUGGAUUUGUCUUGCAAUCCAGAACUUAGUUUGAAUGACGAAGAACUACAAAAUUUGACUUUAGUUGAAAUUGAAAAGAUUUUGCAAGCUAAUCAACGUACUUUAAAGGAUUAUCGUCCUAUUCCAUAUCCAAGUUGUUAUGUUUUGGAACAACUUGAUGAACAAAACAUCAUCUUUGGUAAAAUCAUCACUAUUGUCACCAAUCAAAAGGGGGUGUUUUUUUCCUGCAUGGCCAUGGAGGAACCGAAAAAACUUUUAUGUGGCAUGACUGUUGCAUCAAGUGGAAUUGCUGUAAUUUUGUUCCAAGGUGGGAGAACUGCACAUUCAAAGUUGAAAAUACCAGUUCCUACUUUAGACAACUCUCUAUGCAACAUCAAACCUAAGGAUGACCUUGCAGAAAUGUUAAGACAGACACAAUUGAUAAUUUGGGAUGAAGCACACAUGGCUCACAAACAUUGUUUUGAGGCUAUUGAUAGAUCACUUAGAGAUCUUAUGAGUAACCAUCCAAAUUCUUAUUCCAUUUUCAAUAGUAAGGUUAUUGUUUUUGGUGGUGAUUUUAGUACCUAUCUGAGUUUUUUGGAUAAUUAUCAAUCAUACGACUGUCUCAAAAUUCGAGCUAUUUUGGCUGCAACUAUUGAAACUGUUGAUAAGAUCAAUGAACAUGUUCUUGAAAGAACGCCAGGUGAUUCAAGAGACUACUAUAGAUCCAACUCAAUUGAUAGAUCCGAAAUACAUGACAUGGACAUCAUUGAAUUGCUUAGUCUAAAAUUUAUCAGCUCUCUAAGAACUUCAGGAUUACCAGGACAUCACAUUAAUUUGAAGAUUGGGACACCUAUACUGAUAAUAAGGAACCUUGAUCAACCAGAAGGUUUGUUUAGCGGUACACGUUUAAUUGUUACUAAUAUGGAUAACCAUGUAGUUAAAGCAAGGAUAAUGGGUGGUAAAGGUCAUGGAAACCUCAUUUAUAUACCACGUAUGGAUAUGUCUCCUUCACAAUCUCCACGGUCCUUUAAAUUAAAUCGAAGACAAUUCCCAAUUAUUGUGUCAUAUGCAAUGACAAUCAACAAAUCUCAAGGUCAAUCUCUUGAUUGGGCUGGAUUAUAUUUUCCUUGA